AUAUGAUUAAAAAUAUUUAUUCUCAAGUACUUAAGGGAAUUCGUAAAACUAGUAUUAUUUGUUCGUUAUUUUUGUUUAGGAUAUCAUGACGAGAAAUUUAAUUUUGUGCAUUCUAUUUGUAAGUUCUGUACUGUGUACAAAUUUCCAGAAUGAUAAUUACAAAUACCUUCAAGAAGUUAAAAGGGGUUUUGACGAGUAUAUCACCACAGACAAAAGACCUUCCUACUUAAACGAAUCCUUGGCUAAAUUCAGUCUUCCAAACUUAUUCAGAGACAAUGCAUACAUCGGAACAACACCUACUAAAGAAGUACAUGCUGUGGAAGAUGACAUAGUGUGUGGUCUGUGCUACUUGGCUGCUAAUUUUAUUAUACUAGAAAGAAGAAAGGGUAUGCCUAGACUUCAUCUAAAGAACGAAGUUGCUCAGCUAUGUCAGGUGUUCAAAAUCGAAAGUGACAUAACAUGCGAUGGAGUUGUGGAGUUAAACAUUGAUGUUAUGCUUUACAUUAUUGAUAAUAAUGUCAACGUGACAGGGAGUAGAGUAUGCGACAUUCUUUUACAAAGUUCAUGUAAUUCUACUGAAUUUGAAUGGACAGUUGAUAUUCCUGAGGGUCAAUCACCAUCUAGACCAGAGCCUGUUGGUGACUCAACAUUUAAAAUUCUCCAUGUCUCUGAUAUCCAUAUGGAUCCUCUGUAUACCCAGGGUAAAGUAAAAUCUUGCAAUGAACCUCUUUGCUGUCAAGUGGAUCAAGAAGAUGGGGACUCUAAUACAGGAAAUGUCUGUGGUUAUUGGUCUUCUUAUGGUAAUGAUGUUUCAGAACAUCUAGUGGACGAGAUGAUACGAUUUGCAAAUACUUUGGAAUUUGAUUAUGUAUACUUCACCGGCGACAUCAUCAGUCAUAGAAUUUGGUCUACUUCAGAAGAUAAUAACACAAAAACUAUCAAAAGUUUAAUGAACAAAUUUCGAACAGGCUUCAACGUUCCAGUUUAUCCAAUUCUGGGAAACCACGAACCAAGUCCUUUGAAUGUAUACGAGUUUCAGAACACGGCAACAUCAAACUUGUCAACUCAAUGGUUAUUGGACUUAGUUGAAACAGAAUGGUCCGAUUGGAUACCAGAAUCAGCAAGAGACACUAUUUCUCAAGGCGGAUUCUAUACAGUAUCUCCAAAAGAAGGUUUCAGACUUGUAAUUCUCAACUCCAAUAUUGCCUAUAUAUUUAACUGGUGGUUAAUUGAAUCUGAUAAAGAUCCAUACGAUCAGUUAGAUUGGUUCGUGCGUAUUUUGGAACAGGCGGAAAGAAAUAAUGAAAGUGUUCAUGUUCUGUUUCACCAUCCAAGUGGAGAUAAGGAGAUUUUAAAAGUUUGGAGUAGAGAAUUUAACAAAAUUAUCAACAGAUUUGCUAACACGAUUACAGCACAGUUCAAUGGUCAUAUACAUGUAGAUCGCUUCCAAGUUUACUACAACGAGUCAAACAAGGAUCAAGCAAUCAACGUAGCAUGGAACGGUGCAUCCUUGGCACCUUAUGACUAUGCUAACCCCAGUUUUAAAAUAUACACUGUCGAUUCUAAUACUUUUGACAUUAUGGAUAUCGAAGAAUGGACAUUUAAUCUUACUUUGGCAAACUUACAUCCUGAUCAAUCACCUGAAUGGUACAAAAUAUACUCAUUCAAAGAUGCAUUUGACUUGCCUGCUUUACAACCUGAUGAUUUAGGGAAUUUGCUCAUAAAGAUGGCGACUAAUCAUAGUCUUUUGGCCGACUAUCAUAUUUACAGAUACAAGAACUCUGAGAGUGCUGUUGAAGCAGGAUGUAAUUCUGACUGUCAGAAACGAUAUCUUUGUCAACUAUCAACAUACGUAGGCACUGAUUCUUCAAAAUGUUCAUAUUUACAAGAACUUUAUGAUCAAAAUUUAUAGAUAAAUGAAUUAGAUUUAAAUAAAAUACAUUCAAAACAAAA
This is a messenger RNA of Sitophilus oryzae (rice weevil), 1953 nucleotides long. RefSeq names its product sphingomyelin phosphodiesterase-like. The transcript is spliced from 10 exons. Gene Ontology annotation, cellular component: lysosome. Gene Ontology annotation, biological process: ceramide biosynthetic process; sphingomyelin catabolic process. Bases 86 to 1912 code for a protein of 608 amino acids. NCBI's taxonomy places the organism in Eukaryota, Metazoa, Arthropoda, Insecta, Coleoptera, Curculionidae. The record is from RefSeq and is a predicted model, not a curated record. Gene Ontology annotation, molecular function: acid sphingomyelin phosphodiesterase activity.